This is a messenger RNA of Calidris pugnax (ruff), 5404 nucleotides long. RefSeq names its product inhibitor of growth family member 3 (gene ING3). Gene Ontology annotation, biological process: regulation of DNA-templated transcription. The record is from RefSeq and is a predicted model, not a curated record. Bases 3465 to 4613 code for a protein of 382 amino acids. NCBI's taxonomy places the organism in Eukaryota, Metazoa, Chordata, Aves, Charadriiformes, Scolopacidae. Gene Ontology annotation, cellular component: NuA4 histone acetyltransferase complex. The transcript is spliced from 11 exons.
UUAAGUCUCGGCGCAAGUAGGAUCUCGCAGGAGUUUCACUCCUGGGCUUGUGCUGCUCCCAAAGGCAUUUUCGGUGGCACGUCCCAAACUCUUUAGAUUUUUGAUCCCUAAGAGCAGUGGUGGUGGUUUGGAACAUGAGUUAUGUCCUGCUUCUCCAGCAGGUAGCAGCGUGCUGUCUCUGAAACUUUCCAGCCAGCUCCCCUCGUAGUAGCAUAUGCGAAGGCACCUUCUGUGUACUGGCUUGUGCCCUGGCAGACAGAUAAAUACACAGUCUGCUGUCAGUUUCUCUGUAGAUCACGUAUAUCUCUGCUUGUAUCCUGAUACAAUACACUGCCUUAUGCUGUUUCCAGGAUACGUUGCCUUUUCAUCUUCUCUCAUGCAAUUUCAUCUGGGACUUAGGUGUCCUGUAACACCUAGUUAGAUGGGGUUGUCAUUUUACAUACAAUUAAUGCAUGCAUCUAUAACAGUGAUGCAAAGGUCUUUGUUAAUGAAACUGUUGUUGCACAAAAGAUGAGAGGAAUGAUUAAUAGAGAAGGGUUGGACUGUUGAAGAAAGGGAAAGUGUAAGGGUUGAAAGCCAUAGAGGAAUACAAAAUGCAACACUACCUGGGAGCGCAGUUCUUGAAAACAAUAGUUAACCUAUAACACUUUAAAGUACAGUCUCAGGCUUUCCCUUGGGUAGUUACUUUAGUGGGCCCAGCAGAAGUUUACUGACACUUGUUGAAUUGUCUAUAGGAUUUUUUUAUAUACUGUGGCCUAUGUGCUGUCUUGUGUCCAGUGCUUAAAGUUGUGGGAAAAGAACAGUGGCUCCUUAUGGGAGAUAAUACCUCUGGAGUAACAGUCGCUAGGGAGCACCAGGAGAGGGAGUAAGUAGCUCACUGGCUGAGGUAGUCCCGAGUAAGUUCAUAAAUUUUAUUUCUAUUCAGUAGAGAGACAAAGAAGCUGGUAGUUUUUUUGAAGUGUGUUUCAGAACUGAGCCAACUGGCACUGCCAAGGUUGCAGCAGUGUCAUUUCCUCUGCUUUAACUGGAAGUGGUAAAUAACACUCCAUAUUGUAUUACUGGAAAUAGCAGAUAACACUGAAUAUUGUAGAGUAAGGUCAACCUUAGGCCCAGAGAAAAAUUCUCUCAGACCUUGGUACUUCUGCAAUUCUUGCACAAUGUGUGACAAAUCAUCCAGAGACAUUUAUAAAACUUUUGUACUAGCAUCUCUUCAACAUCAGUUGCCAAACUGCCCACUGAAUGCUACACGCAAACGUAGAGGUUGUUCUCAUGGUGUGAUGUAGUGACUUACUGUAAAGAUUCAAUGUCUCUGAAGUACUCGAAGUCAGUGCUUUGAUGCUGUCCCAGAAACCUAUAUGAGCUGUAAUUCAGAGAUAACUGUGUGCUGUGUUUUAGAGCCAACGUUGACUUUAUAUUUUGUCCUGUUUGGACUACAUGGGCUGCUGUUAUUGGAAGAAAUAAUAAACCAGCUGUACCUACCGCAUGUGCUGAUAAGUGAAGACCAUUUCAGUUGUGACUUGACUCUUGAGCUUUAACUGAGCUCCACAUGGAGCAUAAAAUGCGUUUCUCUAUUUAAGUUCAAAUCAUGGAUUAUCAGGCCUCCGUGGUAAAAUGUCAAGCUCUGGGAAAAGACCUCCUUCCUAAUAGAAUUUCUGGCAACUCUCUUGGGAAAUCGGAACUAAUAAAUUAGUGUCUCAGAAUAUAGUGUCACAGUUGGAUUAAAAAGGUAGGGGAGGGAGAAAAGGUGAAGGAACUUGAGUGUACCAGAGAGAACUUCUCAUAUAAUUUAAUAGAUCUGACCUGCAUUCCCCUUUGCCAGUUCUGCCUUUUCAGGAGAGACCAAGUUUCUGUGGAUUUUUUCCCUUACACAGUUUCACACAGACUGAUAUGUGUCCUCCAUAAAAAGUAAAGAGGGAAGAUUUUAUUUGUGUUUUUUUGUUUUUUUUUUCUUUUCAUGUCUAUGGAGCCAUUGGAAUCAUUAUCACCUAGCUGUUUUCACUCUGGGAAUAGGAGAUAGAACAUUUUGUCUGUUGGCUUUAUGGACCAAAUUAUAGUCAUUUGGUCAAAGAGCAAAGCUUUUAGAAGCCUCCAUGUAAAGUGUGUGCUGCUGCUUGCUGCUCAGGCUUCUUAAUCUUCUGCCUGAAUAGCAUAGUGCAAGUGGAAAAUGCUCAUUGCAUAGAUUUUCCCAUCUGUUCUACACCAAAGUUGUUUGACUACUUUGUCUGGGUCUUGUUAAGUUGAUGUGAGCCUAUGGGACAACUAUUCUGGCUUGGGACUAAUUGCCCUCUGUCCGGUCAGUUGUAAGGUUCCUGUUGGUUUUGAUGUUGGACGUUCCCAGCACAGGGAAAAUUGAUUCAUGUUUUUAAUCAUUUAGUUUGAAUGAUUUUUGGUUAUUUACGUGAAAGGUUGGUUCUCUUUGUGAAUUUUCACAGAGUGAGAAAACCUUUGGGCUCUGUUGGAUUUCAAGAGUUAAUCAUACUUGGGGAUUCACGAGUUUCUUGAACUAGUUAAUUGCCUUUUUUUAUUAUGUAUAUAUUUUUUUUUGUAAGAGAUGUUGUCCAUCAUUUGAUCCAAUUUUAGUGGUGCUUUCUGGAAAGUACCUUAAAUGUUUUACACCCAGAGCCCGAAGUCUGUAGGUAGUUGGUGCAUUGUCAUGUUUAACGUCAAACUGCUAUCUGGACAGUACUGCGAGAGCGCUGUGAAAAAAUUUUCAGUCCUGUCAUCUCUCCUGGGACUAGCAAGGCUGUCAAAGCUAGUUUGACUGAGGCAGCUGCGUGUUUUUGGAAAUACGCAAGCUGUUGCAUGCACUCUCCAGCUGUUGAAAUAGUAAACUCAGUGCUUUUUUUUUUUUUUCCCCCUUUUGAAGGAGGGUGGAGGGAAAGGGAAGGGAAUCCCUGUUCCUGUUUCAAUAAACUGCGAAACAAAUAACUUCUAGUUGACAUUUUCCUUUCUUAUGAUAGUUAAUGUUAGAGAAUUGGUGGCUUUAUUUUUCCCCCUUCAUGUAAGCGAGAAUGGUGUCCAAACAGUAUUUCAUCAGGGCAUUUACCCCUUAGGGCUUUCCCAUGGGCGUGGGGAGGAAUAACUUUGUGAGUGCUUUCAAUUUGCCCUCACCCUUCCUACCAUGUAACGGAGAGGGCCUUGACUUAAAGGCGGUGACUUGACUCUUCAGUUGCUCUACCUUUUUGAGGCACUAAUUUUUUCAAUUAUUUGGUUUUGUAUUUGACUGUUUCUCUUAGGAGAACAUUUUGUUUCCUGCUCAGUUUGUAACUGGCUAGAAUGUUCCAAAGUCAGCAGUCUAGAGCCCUGGGUGAGGAGUUUGGGUCGUGCUUUAAGUCACUACCACUGCUCUUAGGGACAAAAAACCUUUAGAACUUGGAGUCCUGCCUGUCCCAUGCUGGAGCGCACAAGAACGUUGAUGAGAGUCCUACCAGAGUGCAAUUCUGCUUCUUGGAAAUUAAGAUGCAAUGGAUCAGCUUGAGCAGAGGGUAAAUGAAUUUUUUAUGAACGCAAAGAAAAACAAACCUGAAUGGAGAGAAGAACAAAUGACAUCAAUCAAAAAAGAUUAUUAUAAGGCUUUGGAAGAUGCAGAUGAAAAAGUGCAACUGGCUAAUCAAAUAUAUGAUUUGGUAGACCGUCAUUUGAGAAAACUGGACCAGGAACUUGCUAAAUUUAAAAUGGAACUUGAAGCAGAUAAUGCCGGAAUUACAGAAAUAUUAGAGAGACGGUCUCUGGAGCUGGAUACACCGUCACAGCCUGUGAAUAACCAUCACGCCCAUUCACACACUCCAGUAGAGAAAAGGAAACACAAUCCAUCUUCUCAUCACAGUACAACAGAUCACGUUCCUGAAAAGAAGUUUAAAUCUGAAGCCCUUCUAUCUACCCUUACUUCAGAUGCUUCUAAAGAAAAUACACCAGGGUGUCGAAACAGUAAUUCAUCAUCCUCUUCAAACAAUGCAUACAAUACAAACUCUUCUCAACCAUUGGCAUCAUAUAACCUGGGCUCAUUAUCUUCAGGAUCUGGGGCCGGUGCAAUUACCAUGGCAGCAGCUCAAGCAGUGCAAGCCACGGCACAGAUGAAGGAAGGAAGACGAACAUCCAGUCUAAAAGCCAGCUAUGAAGCAUUUAAGAACAAUGAUUUUCAGCUUGGAAGAGAAUUUUCAUUAUCCAGAGAUUCAACUGGCUAUUCAUCAUCAGCUCUGGCAUCUACAUUAACACAGACAUUAAGUUCAUCAACCACAGAUUCACGAAGUGGCAGAAAAAGCAAAAACAACAACAAAUCCUCAAGUCAGCAGUCCUCAUCAUCAUCUUCUUCUUCGUCUCUGUCAUCAUGUUCUUCUUCAUCUGCACUGGCACAAGAACUGUCUCAGCAAACAGCAGUAAUACCAGAGUCUGACUCUAAUAGCCAGGUGGACUGGACCUACGAUCCAAACGAGCCACGAUACUGCAUUUGUAAUCAGGUGUCCUAUGGUGAAAUGGUAGGCUGUGAUAACCAAGAUUGCCCCAUUGAGUGGUUCCACUAUGGCUGUGUUGGACUGACAGAAGCCCCGAAAGGGAAGUGGUACUGUCCCCAGUGCACGGCUGCCAUGAAGAGGAGAGGCAGUCGGCAUAAAUAAAGUUGCUGUGUCUGGAAAACAAAUUGCAUACUAUAGGUUUUAUAGGGGACUCGGGAGGGGAAGGAACCCCCCACCACAUUUCCUUGCAACCACUUAAGGGUUAACAUAGCAGUCAUAAGAUCUUGAACUAUUGAUUUUGCUAGUUGUGUUUUAAUAUUGUAAGUAAAUUAUUUAUGCACAUUAAUGUGCUACAGAUACUAUUCCAGUGAGCCUUGGAUUGUUCCAGUGGCCGACAUAUGCAGACAUUUGUACUAUCAGACCAUUUUCUCUAAGCAGUGGGCAUUCUACAAUUACUCAAUCUUCAAAGAAUUCCAAUAAGUCCAGAUUUUAAAUGUAUGUUUUAUAUUCAACAGAUAUAUUCUGCUGCAUGUACUGUACUCAAGAGCUGUUAUGUAACACUAUGUAUAUAAAUGGUGCAAAAAGUCAGUGCUUCUGAAAAAAAAAAUAUGAGACAAUGGUUUUUAAAAUGCCUUUAUAGCUUUGGUUCUUUAUGAAACUUAAUUCAGCAGGCUGAAGAAAAUGGUUCUUGUAUACAGCGGGCUGUUGUCCUCUAGGGUACUUGAGUAUGUAAAAACAAACAAAAAAAUGCUGUAGAAUAAAAUGAACUUGUGCCAUUAGUCUUUAUAUGUUUCUGCCCCAGAGAAGGUGCAGGCCAUAAGAGGAAAAAAAAAAAAAAAGGUGUUAAAGUGAUGAUAAAUUUUUAUACCAAAUGUGUUUAUUUUUUUGUGCAAGUAAUCCUUUAAAUUUGAAUUGUAUUAGGUGUUAAAAUAAAACAACCUCAACUCCUCAAA